This is a messenger RNA of Camelus dromedarius (Arabian camel), 1734 nucleotides long. It is a transcript of the gene ACOXL, whose product is annotated as acyl-CoA oxidase like. The transcript is spliced from 17 exons. The record is from RefSeq and is a predicted model, not a curated record. Gene Ontology annotation, biological process: fatty acid beta-oxidation using acyl-CoA oxidase; lipid homeostasis. Gene Ontology annotation, molecular function: acyl-CoA oxidase activity; FAD binding; fatty acid binding. The coding region runs from base 1 to 1734 and encodes 577 amino acids. Gene Ontology annotation, cellular component: peroxisome. Lineage: Eukaryota; Metazoa; Chordata; Mammalia; Artiodactyla; Camelidae.
AUGAGAGCUUUGACAUCUCAGAGAGUGAAGUUUACCAUGGGUCUCCCUCUGUUAAAACGGGCAGUUCAGGAACAGGCAGAGAAAACAAAGAAUUUUGUCAGUCGAAGCCUGGUCCUAGGAGAGGUCCUCUCCAUCGCGGACAUGGCCACAGGUGUGAAGUGUGGAAUAAUUUAUUGGCUAUUUGGUGGUGCCGUCAGGAAUCUCGGAAGCCCGGGACAUGUAAUGAAGUGGCUUCGGCCACUCCAGGAGCAGAAGUACACGGGGAUGUUCGCGAUGACUGAGAGGGGCCACGGGAGCAACGUGAGAGGGAUCCAGACGGAAGCCACCUUCGACCUCUCUGCACAGGAGUUUGUCAUCAACACACCAUGUGAAAACGCUGAGAAGAUGUACAUCGGAAACGCGCUGCAUGGGAAUUACGCGGCGGUCUUUGCCCAGCUCAUCCUAAACGGAAGAUCUCAAGGGCCCCACUGUUUCAUCGUUCCUGUCCGUGAUGAAAAUGGAAGCUUGUACCCAGGAGUGACAGCUACUGAUAUGAUGUAUAAAGAAGGUCUGCAUGGUGUGGAUAAUGGGAUUUUGCGAUUUGACAAGGUUCGGAUACCAAGGGAGAACCUGCUGGAUAAGUUCGGUUCCGUGGCUCCAGAUGGGCAGUACCACUCCCCCAUUAAGGACAGGAGAGCGAGAUUCAAUGCGAUGCUGGCAGCGCUGACCCCUUCGAGACUAGCUGUGACUUUCCAAGCUAUGGGCUCUAUGAAGGUUGGGUUGACGAUAGCCAUUCGCUACAGCCACAGCAGGAGGCAGUUUGGGCCCAAAGCCAAGGAAGAGGUCAGGAUUAUUGAGCACCAAACGCAAACCCUGCGGCUGAUGCCUCACUUGGCCACAGCCUUGGCCCUGACCUUCGCCAGCAGGUUUGCUGGCGUCCUUCUGGAUGAGGACAUCUUCCUGGGGAAGGAGCCUGUCAACAGUCGCCCGCUGCAGGCGCUGGUGGCGGGGCUGAAGGCCUACAGCACCUGGGAGAACAUCAGCUGCCUGCAGGACUGCCGGGAGUGCACCGGAGGCAUGGUUGUGGUACGGGAGCUGCUGGCUCAGUACAGCAAACAGUGUGAAGAAAGACCGCUCUCGAGCCUGCUCCGAAACUGGGCUGACUCGGUGGGUGACAAGCUGAGAACCAGUUUCCUGGCAUUUAACGUGGACACAGUCAGCAAUCUCGCCUUCCUGUUGAAAGCAGUGAAUUUUCGCGAAAGGGUUCUCCAGCGGGGUUUGGUGGCCAGAAUUUAUUACAAGGUGACAACCAAGAAGGAGGACUUCUUCAGUGCCUGGAACUCGUGUCUUCACCACAUCGCCUGCCUGUCUCUGGCGCACGUUCACAGAGUUACCUUAGAGCAGUUCUCCCUGGCUGUGAGGAGCUGCCCCGACCAAGAGGACCAGGCUCUGUUGAAGAAGUUUUGUCUGUUAUAUGGAACCAAGCUGGUGUUCCAGGAGCGAGCCUGGUAUCUGGAACAUAAAUAUUUGACGCCGGUGGCCAGCAUGAGGAUUAGGAGCCAGUUGCUCGAUUUGUGCGACUCAGUGAAAGACGAUGCCCUGAGGGUGAUCUCCGCCUUUAACAUCCCACACACCUCCCUCCACUCGCCAGUCGCUGGAAUCACCAACUCGAUGGCCGCCUGGAAGGCACCGCUGCAUCCCCUGGCCGCGAAAGGGGCUCGCUCUCGGGGGCCCAAGCUGAGAGCCAAGUUAUAG